Molecule: messenger RNA, 7455 nt
Organism: Pygocentrus nattereri (red-bellied piranha)
Lineage: Eukaryota; Metazoa; Chordata; Actinopteri; Characiformes; Serrasalmidae
Gene: rps6ka4
Product: ribosomal protein S6 kinase, polypeptide 4
Exons: 18
Coding region: 1041-3410 (789 amino acids)
Biological process (GO): protein phosphorylation; regulation of DNA-templated transcription; intracellular signal transduction
Molecular function (GO): magnesium ion binding; ATP binding; protein serine/threonine kinase activity
Source: RefSeq, a predicted model, not a curated record
AGCCUGCGUUUCCGACAUCGCCUCACGGGCAUACGGACCCGCUCCGGCUUCCGUAGUUGGAGGAGUCCUCACUUUAACUCUACUUUGCUCAUUUAUCGUUUUAUUUUAUUCCCACACCUUAAGAGGCGCAUAUUUUCAGCGUGAGUCACAUAAAAAAAGAGCACGGGAAACGCGGCGUCGGUGGCGACAUGCUAACUCGGGGCCUGCAAGACGGAGCUUUUAAUUUGACUGUCAAGGAGGAGAGCUAGCCAGCGAGUUUGCUAGCGUAACGUUACGGUGUUAGCUCGUUAGCAGGGCUGCGACAUAUUUAUUUAUUAUACAGGCCGGUUAAUGAACUCGCUAAAGAGUCGCUUGCUCGGCGAGGAGUCGUUAUUUUGUCAGCAAGGCCGUGCUAAAGCGACAGCUAACUUGGUCGGUUAAAAUCACCGGAGAGACGGAAGGAGACAGAGGGUGUCGCUGGUAGAUGCUCUCCGCGGCGGGUCACUGCUGUUGGAGACCAGUUGCAUGUCAUUUAGCUGGUAGCUACAGCUACAGAGUAAGAGAUACGGAAAUGGCAGUCCGCUCAGCCGACAUUGUAACCGAAUAACUGGAGUUAUCAAGCGGCUGUUUGCUAAAGGCGAAGGUCGCCGUUUCGAAUAAGACUCACGACGCACGUUAGUUCAGUCAAAAGUGACCAUUUAUCAGACGAUUAUGUAUUUAGGUCGCUUAACUCUCGCAGCAAAAACACAUACAUUAGGGCUCGCUUAUGAAGAUUAGAGUCCACAGCAGGAUGUCAAAGGGAUUUGUGAGCUAAGGGAUCAAGUAGGAAAAUAAAAACCAAAACAAAGCGAAAGAGCUCCCAUUCAUGCCCGUCUCACAGCUGUGGUGGGGCUUGAAAUGUUCAGUUUGCCACAUAAACGCUCUCCGUUCGGGCUGUAACGUUAGUUGUGGGCUAAGUUGCGUGAACAGACGUGUUGUGGACAUAGAUGCUUGGGAAAGCGAGAGGGAAACGUGUCCGAACAUCUGUAUUUGCGAAAACUUGGUGAAAUCGAGCAGCAGAAAUGCCCGGAGACUGUAGUGCUAGCAGUAGUAGUAGCGAGGACUCGGACAGAGAGGCUCGGAAGAAAGUCUGCACCGUCAAACAUGAAAUCACGAAUGCAAACCUCACUGGAUACACAGAGAAAGUUGGCAUGGAGAAUUUCGAGCUUCUCAAAGUGCUUGGCACUGGAGCCUAUGGAAAGGUAUUCCUGGUCAGAAAGAUCAGUGGCCAUGAUGAAGGGAAGCUUUAUGCCAUGAAGGUUCUGAAGAAGGCCGCUAUCGUUCGGAGGGCGAAGACAGCGGAACACACUCGGACAGAGAGGCAGGUUUUAGAGCACAUCCGGCAGUCGCCUUUCCUUGUCACUCUGCACUAUGCCUUUCAGACCCAGACCAAACUCCAUCUCAUUCUGGACUAUGUCAGUGGAGGGGAGAUGUUCACUCAUCUGUACCAGCGAGAUCACUUCUCGGAAGAUGAGGUGAGAAUCUACAUUGGCGAGAUUGUCUUGGCUCUGGAGCAUCUGCAUAAGCUUGGCAUUGUGUACCGGGACAUUAAACUGGAAAACAUCCUCCUGGACAGUGAGGGCCACGUGGUGCUCACCGACUUUGGGCUGAGUAAGGAGUUUUUGGAGGAGGAGAAGGAGAGGACCUACUCAUUCUGUGGUACAAUUGAGUACAUGGCUCCAGAGAUCAUCAGAGGGAAGGCUGGACAUGGCAAGUCAGUGGACUGGUGGAGUUUGGGGAUUCUCAUGUUUGAGCUGUUGACAGGAGCGUCUCCGUUCACAUUGGAGGGUGAGAGGAACUCCCAAAGUGAGGUGUCAAAACGUAUUCUACGCUGUGAACCUCCGUUUCCUUCUCUGAUUGGGCCAGUGGCUCAGGACCUCAUCAGGAAGCUGCUGGUGAAAGACCCUCAUAAGAGGCUGGGCUCUGGGCCCCGGGGGGCUGAGGACAUUAAAAGUCACCCUUUCUUCAAGGGUUUAAGUUGGGCUGAUCUGGAGCAAAAGAAAGUAGUGAGUCCAUUUAAGCCAGAACUCCGUAAUGAGUUGGAUGUCGGAAACUUUGCCGAGGAGUUCACGGGCAUGGAGCCGGUCUACUCUCCUGCCAGCACUCCUCCUAGCACGGACCGCCUGUUCCAGGGCUACUCAUUCGUGGCUCCCUCCAUCUUGUUUAAUAAGAACGCAGUGAUGGGAGAUGUUCUGGACGCUCCAGUAAAUGUGGACCGACCUGGUUCAGCUACUGUUCAGCGCAGCGCUAUGUUAAAGGAGUCUCAGUUCUUCCAGCAUUACGAGCUGUGUCUGCAAGGGCCGCCGCUGGGUGAGGGCAGUUUCUCCAUCUGCAGGAAGUGCCGGCACAAGCAGAGUGGCCAAGAAUAUGCUGUCAAAAUCAUCAGCCGCAGGAUGGAGGGCAUGACUCAGCGAGAAAUUGCAGCACUUCGGCAGUGCGAAUCUCAUCCAAACAUUGUUACUCUUCAUGAGGUGUACACCGAUCAGUACCACACAUAUCUAGUGAUGGAACUGUUGCAUGGAGGUGAGCUAUUGGAACGCUUGAAGAGGAAGAAGCUGUUUGCUGAAGGAGAGGCCAGUCAACUGAUGAAGAGCCUGGUGUCAGCCGUCAGCUUCAUGCAUGAGGCUGGAGUCGUACACCGAGACCUCAAACCAGAGAAUAUGCUGUUUGCAGAUGAGGCAGAGGACUCGGUGCUGAAGGUGAUCGAUUUUGGCUUUGCACGUUUGUUUCCUGCGGGCAGUGGUAGUGCUCCUCUGCAGACCCCAUGCUUCACACUGCAGUAUGCUGCUCCCGAGCUCUUCCACAGCUCCGGAUAUGAUCAGGCUUGUGACCUCUGGAGCCUGGGCGUCAUCCUAUACACCAUUCUCUCUGGACAAGUCCCAUUCCAAAGUGAGAAAAAAGGAAUGACCUCUUCCCAUGCUGCUGACAUCAUGCACAAAAUCAAAGAAGGAGAUUUCUCAUUGGAUGGUGAUGCUUGGAAAGGCGUGUCUGAAGAGGCCAAAGAUCUUGUGAGGGGUCUGUUAACAGUGGACCCAGAGCGGCGACUGAAGUUGUCUGCUCUGAAAGAGAAUGCAUGGCUGCAGGGCGGUGGGGUUUCCUCCACUCCUCUCUGCACCCCUGAUGUCUUGGAGUCCAGUGGUCCCACUGUACGCACCUAUGUAAACGCCACCUUCAAGGCUUUUAACAGGGGCAAACGGGAGGGCUUCUUCCUGAAAAGUGUGGACAACGCACCUUUGGCCAAACGCCGCAAACUGAAAAUGACCAGCACAGGGAUGGAGACACGCCGCAGCUCUUCGUCCUCAUCCUCAUCCUCAUCCUCUUCUUCCUUGGCUUCCCACCCCAAGACACAGAGUCGCCAGACUUUCACCCCUAAUAGUGACCCAAAACUGUGACCCUGUGGCUGAGAACCCUCCCUGGGCACCCUCUGACACAAUGCUGGCCUUCUUGUUUGGAAGGAGAGGUCAGCAAAGAAAAGCAUUAGAUUUGUAUUGAAAUGAAAAGAGACUUAAAAGAGGAUAUGCAGUGGUUACUGCUUUACAUGGACUCCUAUAGGGAUAUAAGCUCAAGAUGGCUGAAGCAGACUGAUCAAUGAACAAAGUCAAUUGACUGAACACAAGAGUGCUUGAACACUCAUUAUAUAUGGAUCUAUGUGUGAGGAGGGGCCAUCAGUGACAAGAUCGAAUGGUAGUUCUUGGAUUAUUGAAGCCAAGUAAAGGUUAGGUCACUCUGACACAUGCUUUCUUUCUAUUUCACAACAGAGCUUGGAGAGUGAUCCGUCUUCAGCGGACUCUGUGAUGUUUUCUUUGCAUGUGGGUGUGGGCACUGUCCACGAGGUAUUUCUUUAUGAGGACAUUUUGAUACAACAUGAGCUUAUUUGAAAGAACGUACGCAAUUUUGAAAUGCUCCCUUGCCAGAGACUCCAUUAAUGUUCUUUUUUUAUUGACAUGAAAGGUUGGUUAUUUUUCAGUGGGGCAAAAAGAAAAAUAGGAAGGAGUCAGGGGGUGAAAAAGCCAUGAGAGAAAAGCCAUAUGGAAUAGAAGGGAACUAUUUUAGAAUAUGUAUAUUAAAAAAAAAAAAAACAAAAAACAAAAAAAAAAAACCCUAAAAGAUUCUCUAAAUGUACAGACCAACAUCUGCUGAGCACAGCUUUAUAUUGAAUCAUAUCCAUAUAACAUUUUAAAAAGUAGUAAUUGGCGAAUGUUCGUGUUUUAAAGUUGUUAAAUGCGGAUAUAUGCAUGUUAUGCACAGGCUAUUUUGAACAAUUUCUUUUUAAAGGCUGAAUCAAAUGCUCUAACAUAGACUUGGCAGUUAAUCAGCACGAAACUGUCAUCAACUGUUUAACUUCUCUGGUUCUGAAUCACGCUCAGUUUCUCGAUUGGUGCUACUGUACCGGAGGUCAUCGACUUGCGGCUGUAUCGGUAAAGGUGCACUAGGUGGGAAUACAUGAGUAAUCGACAUUGGCAUUGAUGUUACUACAAGCUGUUGUGUGCUCCAGUUGUCUCUGUGUGCUGUUGAUCGAGUCCGUAGCAUUUGUAACGUUACGCAAACACAUUCGUAGCAUUUUUAUGAAUUUUGCAAGCACCUCGUCAGGCCCUUUUAUUAAAACAGGAACUAUAGUGACAGAUUAGUUUGUGAAUUGGUGAUCUACAAUGAUCUUUUGACUAAAUUUGAUUGGAGAAAAUUCUACUUAUUGCACCUUUUAUGGCCUCCUGCUUUAAGAUCUUCUUGUGAACAGUGUGAGCUCUGACUAACUGCCCAUGUAGAGCAACCCUGAGCUGCAUUUCGGCUCAAAAUGGAAGCUUGGUGAUCCUCUUUAACAACUGUACUUGAACAGAUCUGCUUCCUUUUUUUCUCCCCUUUUUUAACGGUCUUCUCUUUUCUCCAUGCUGUGGCUGUUCUGCCUGUGGUUGAAUUCUACAGGCUACUGUCAGGGGAAUGUGAUGUACUGUACGGCGCGGUAGGUUUCUGAGACCUGCACCAUUGCUUUGAAUCUCCAAAGGGCUCCAACACGCUCGCACGCGCACACUUGCACUCCUCAUUUGAGGUGUGUGUGAUCCAGCACUGUGAGAAUCAGAGUGAGAGUGACAACGGCAGAGUCUUUUACUUCCUCCUUUUCUUUUUUCAGGGGGUGCCCGAUAUAUAUUAUUUAUCCAUAAAUGUAAAAAAAGGCGAGUGUCUCUGGCAAAGAAUGUCUGUGAAAUAUUAUAUAAAAAUGGCAUAAAAUUAGGCCUGUGCUUGGUAAAGGUUAACGGAGUUACCACCAUACCCCAGUCACGCCCCCCAAUAUACUCACUGUUAAAAAAAAAAUUUGUUGAAGUAUUGAUUUGUUUUUGUAAUGCAAAUCAUACCAAAACACUAAUAUUCUCACACGUUACUAUAACUCAAGUUUGAAAAAUGCUGGUUGAUGUGAUGUCCUACUAAUACCACAUUUAUUAUACCUAACAGAUGAGAUUGUUCUAAAAAUGUCACUGUUGAGCUGCGCUGGUUACAUGCACUCAGGCUUGGUGGCAGGGGGGCAGGGCACUGUUUGCCUUUGCCACAAUCAGAUAUCCUGCUGUACAGAGAGCCGCUGUGUUACGGUGUACGUUUUAGGACAUCCUCAGACCUUUAGGUUUCAGACAUCACACAGAUGCUUUUUGGAAAUUAAGGAAAAAAAGGUCAAAGAAAAAAACAAAAUAAUUCAUUGUGUCCGCUUAUUUGAAGAAAAAAAUUGUGGGUUGCUUACAUUAAUUAUUAUUCUCAGCCUGGAAAUUCUAUAUCAGUACAGCCCUCUUUUUUUUAAUCACUAAUCAUACUUUUGGCCUUCCAAGCAAGGAUGGAAAUUAUUUUUUUGGUAUGUUUCUCAGGCUGGGUUCUCUGUAUCUCAGCUGAAUGUACCGGAGUGUCCUGAUCCCUUGACUCAUGCAGGAUUGCUUUGUGCAGACAGAGAGAUUCAAUAACAACAAAAACGAACAGACAUGAAGACGUCGUAAUCUGCUCUGAAGCACUGUGUAACGAACCACAUUACGCUCUCCUGAAUGAGUGGUGAGGCUGUAGUACGAAACUGGUCGCUGUGCUGUGGUCAGAUACACCACUCUCUUGAUUUUUUUUAAUGCCAAAACGAUCCUUUGGCAGGCGUUUUCAUUAUGAUCUUAGGUGGUAGUAGCUUUGUGUAGUGCACUUGGUUUGGAAGCGAGUGGCGUGCUGGAUGAAGUGUUAGCAGGCUGUGGCAGGGCCAGAGGAGGCAGCCACAUUAUUCAUUUCGGCUUUGGUGUUGCACACAGAGAAUGUGAAUGAGAAAUGGCUGGAAAUUGGACAAAGGCAAGUCAGAGAAAUCGGUCUCUCAGUGCAGCUUGGUUGUUGGAAUCGAAUAAAAUUGAGUUUUAAUUACUCUUGAGGGAUUUGGUUGAUGUGCUUUGCUUUGAACUUCUGAGAAUACAUUUUACAUUUUUAAAGUUUUAAAUGUGAUGAAAAAUUGUGGGGUUACCAAAUGAUUUGGAGGCUGGCGCAUUAAGGACUUUUUUGUUGUCUGUUUUUGCGUGAUGAACACACUGAUAAUACACUUUAAUAUUUUUUUUUACUUGAUUAAACUGCUUAUUUGUUCCUGAUAUCGCACAAGUACAGGCUGUAAUUGAUGAUGAUGUUUCCAGCUUUAAAAAAGUCAAUAUCUUCGAUAUUUAUUACUUUUUAUUCUCCUUUUGGAUUACUGUUUUAUUUGGAGUGAUGGCUGUGGUUUCCUGCCUGCUUUAUUUGAUGUGUUUUUGUGUCGGUUUUUUGUUGUUGUUGUUUUUUUUGUUUUUGUUUUUUUUGCGCAGUGGGCGCGUCCUAUAGCGUCCUAUACUUUGCUCCUACAAGAGUCUUGCACACUGCACCAAAACAAGAUAGUAUUUGUGGAAAUAAUGGACUUGUCCAUGGCUUUGAUUACAAAGCUUUUAUUUGUUGUAAUGGAUGUGAUUUUUAUCAUGUGUCUCCAUUUGGGAACUCUGUCUGUUUCUUUCAUUAGCCUUUUUUUAAAUGUACCUUUCUAUUUUAGUUCUGCAAUUGCAUGUUUAACUAUUAUUAUUAUUUUUCAUUUUUUAUAAAGAGAAAUUGAUGUUCUGUCCUCCUGCCAAAUAAGGUUGUUUUUUUUUUGUAAGAGAAUGAUCAUGAAACUGAAUAUCAAAUGCACUGUUCUGAGGCAACAUAAGAUGCAUUGUUUUGCAUUGAGAACACUGUUAAAUCCUGAAGGUAAAAUAUAAUACACUUUAGUCUUACUCAGAACUCUGUGAUCCCUUAUUUACCCUAUUGUGAUCUUAGUCCUGCGUCAUACUAAUCCUAAAUGAACCUACCGGCAGCCUUGUUAAGUUUUUAUUUCAAUUUUUUAACUGAACACGUUGUAUAUAGGGAAUACGUUUUUUGUGUUUAAAGCAUUUCAUUGAUCUUAUUGUUCUUUUAAUAAAAAUAGAGGAGCUGGGGGAA